Perognathus longimembris pacificus (Pacific pocket mouse) is the source of this 4423-nucleotide messenger RNA. It is a transcript of the gene Arhgap42, whose product is annotated as Rho GTPase activating protein 42. The record is from RefSeq and is a predicted model, not a curated record. Gene Ontology annotation, molecular function: GTPase activator activity; protein binding. Gene Ontology annotation, cellular component: cytoplasm. Gene Ontology annotation, biological process: signal transduction. Bases 248 to 2872 code for a protein of 874 amino acids. NCBI's taxonomy places the organism in Eukaryota, Metazoa, Chordata, Mammalia, Rodentia, Heteromyidae. The transcript has 24 exons.
GCGGGCGCGCUGGGCUCACUGCGCCUCCGACGCCGCCGAGGCCCGGCGGAACGCGGAGCUGCCGGAAGUGGCCGCGCGCCGCUCUGCGCCCGGGCCGCGGCCUCCCGCCGCCCGGCUGGUUCGCCGCUCCCCGCGGCCAUGCGCCCCGCCGCGCCCGCGCUGAGCCGCCCCGCGCCCCGGCCGGCGCCCGCGGAGGAAGCCUGAGCCCCGCGCGGAGCCCGGGACGGCGCGGAGCCCCGCGGGCGCCAUGGGGCUGCCCACCCUGGAGUUCAGCGACUCGUUCCUGGACAGCCCGGACUUCAGGGAGCGCCUGCAGUGCCACGAGGUGGAGCUGGAGCGCACCAACAAGUUCAUCAAGGAGCUGCUCAAGGACGGCUCGCUGCUCAUCGGGGCGCUGAGGAAUCUCUCGAUGGCGGUGCAGAAGUUCUCCCAGUCGCUGCAGGACUUCCAGUUUGAGUGCAUUGGCGACGCGGAAACGGACGAUGAGAUCAGCAUUGCUCAAUCACUCAAGGAGUUUGCAAGGCUACUUAUUGCAGUAGAAGAAGAAAGGAGAAGACUGAUUCAGAAUGCCAAUGACGUCCUGAUUGCGCCUCUGGAGAAAUUCCGGAAAGAGCAGAUCGGGGCCGCCAAGGAUGGAAAGAAGAAGUUCGACAAGGAGAGUGAAAAGUACUACUCUAUUCUCGACAAGCAUUUGAACUUGUCUGCAAAGAAAAAGGAGUCUCAUCUGCAGGAGGCAGACACACAGAUUGACCGCGAGCACCAAAACUUCUACGAGGCGUCCUUAGAGUAUGUCUUCAAGAUUCAAGAAGUUCAGGAAAAGAAGAAGUUUGAGUUUGUGGAGCCGCUCCUGUCAUUCCUGCAGGGCUUGUUCACGUUUUACCAUGAGGGCUACGAACUUGCCCAGGAGUUUGCACCGUACAAGCAGCAGCUGCAGUUCAACUUGCAGAACACGAGGAACAACUUCGAAAGCACGCGGCAGGAGGUGGAGCGGCUGAUGCAGAGGGUGAAGUCGGCCAGCCAGGACUACAGGCCGCCCAGCCAGUGGACCAUGGAGGGCUACCUCUACGUCCAGGAGAAGCGACCGCUCGGCUUCACGUGGACCAAGCACUACUGCACGUACGACAAGGCGAGCAAGACCUUCACCAUGAGCGUUUCGGAGGUGAAGUCCGGCGGGAAAGUGAACGGCCUGGUGACCAGCUCCCCGGAGAUGUUCAAGUUAAAAUCGUGCAUCCGGCGGAAGACGGACUCCAUCGACAAGCGGUUCUGCUUCGAUAUAGAAGUCGUGGAGAGGCACGGCGUCAUCACGCUGCAGGCCUUCUCCGAAGCCAACCGGAAGCUGUGGCUGGAAGCCAUGGACGGGAAGGAACCGAUUUACACCCUGCCCGCGAUAAUCAGCAAGAAAGAAGAAAUGUACUUGAACGAGGCCGGCUUCAACUUCGUGAGGAAAUGCAUCCAGGCCGUGGAGACGCGAGGCAUCACCACCCUGGGCCUGUACCGGAUCGGAGGCGUCAACUCCAAGGUGCAGAGGCUCAUGAGCACCACCUUCUCUCCUAAAUCCCCUCCAGAUAUUGACAUUGACGUGGAACUGUGGGACAACAAGACGAUCACGAGUGGGCUGAAGAACUACCUCAGGUGCCUGGCCGAGCCACUGAUGACGUACAAGCUGCACAAGGACUUCAUCCUGGCCGUCAAGUCGGACGACCAGAACUACCGGGUGGAGGCCGUGCACGCGUUGGUGCACAAGCUGCCGGAGAAGAACCGCGAGAUGCUGGACCUGCUCAUCAAGCACCUGGUCAAGGUGUCGCUGCACAGCCAGCAGAACCUGAUGACCGUCUCCAACCUGGGCGUCAUCUUCGGCCCCACUCUGAUGCGAGCCCAGGAGGAGACGGUGGCCGCCAUGAUGAGCAUCAAGUUCCAGAACAUCGUGGUGGAGAUCCUCAUGGAGCACUAUGACAAGAUCUUCCACUCGGCCCCGGACCCCAGCGUGCCGCUCCCCCAGCCCCAGUCCCGAUCCGGGUCCCGCCGGGCGCGCGCCAUCUGCCUGUCCACCGGCCCGAGGAAGCCCCGGGGCCGGUACACCCCGUGCCUGGCGGAGCCCGACAGCGACUCGUACAGCAGCAGCCCCGACAGCACGCCCAUGGGCAGCGUCGAGUCCCUGUCCUCCCACUCCUCGGAGCAGAACAGCACGAGCAAGCCGGCCCCGUGCGCGCCCCGGGAGAAGCCCGGCGGGGUCCCCUGGAUCGCCGCCCCGGGCUCCUCCAGCGGGCAGAAGGGCCUGGGCCUCUGGACCACCAGCCCCGAGUCGAGCUCCCGCGAAGACGCCGCCAGGACCGACGCGGAGUCGGACAGCCAGAGCGUGGCCUCGGUCCCCGGCCCGGGCGACGGCUCCCCGCCCGCCGACCUGCUCAAGAAGGGGCCCUACGGGCUCGCGGGGCUCAGGCGGACCCCCGCCCCCUCCCUCAGGUCCAUCGCCGCAGCGGAAGGAACCAAGAGCUACAGUGGGUCCGUUCAGAGCUUAACUUCUCUGGGCUCCAGGGAGUCGCCCAAAACCACACCGAACCCAGAGCUGCCCCCCAAAAUGUUCAGGAGGCCGAGACCGGACGCCACGUCCAGCAAUGGCUACCAGAGGCCGGGCUCCGUAGUGGCAGCCAAGGCUCAGCUGUUCGAGAACGCGGGCUCGGCCAAGGCGGCGUCCUCCGGGCGGCAAGCCAAAGCCAUGUACUCGUGCAAGGCGGAGCACAGUCACGAGCUCUCCUUCCCCCAGGGGGCACUCUUCUCCAACGUGUACCCCUCCGUGGAACCCGGGUGGCUGAAAGCUACCUACGAAGGCAAGACGGGACUCGUCCCUGAGAACUACGUUGUCUUCCUCUAGCGCUGCCACACGCGCGGCCGCAUCUUCAUGGUAUCCAUGGUAACCUGGACUAAGCGCUAUGAUUUUAUCUGACACAGAUAGGAGGACCUGGCCCCGAAAUGAAAACAGUCGAUUUCUAUCAAGUUCAGCACCAGCAGUGUGCGCAGCUCCCUGCUGAUGGAGAAAGGAAAAAAACAACCCUGUGUGGAGAUCAAAGCCGUUCUUUAUGGCUACUUCCUUUGUUUUUGUUUUUGUGUUUUUUAGUAUCUUGCUUUGUUUUUGGAUAAGUGAUUCUCUGUGGUGUUUCACUGACAGUUGUAGGCUCUCAAAUACUACAUCAAUGUUCAUCAUUACACCCCCCAAAAUGUGGGGGCCAGCACUCCGCUGCGUGGAUUCUGAGCUCUGAACUCCCUCCUGCUAGUCUCCGGGGAACCUUGGAAUCAUGACUCUAAAGAGUAACUUAAUGUGUUCAUUUGUUACUUGUCUGUAAAGAAGUAUACUUGCUCUAUCGACGGUUGUUUUGCUGGUCCUGAACAUUUCAAGGUGAGCUGAGCCUCGGUUUAGGUGAGGUUGUGCCGGCUUCUUCCCCGAGCCGACGGUGGUGGUCACGGGCAGUGGCCCGUGUGAUGUCUGAGGAUAGCCCCGUAGUCGCACACUGAAGGCUGGCCCUGACGCUCCGCAGCUCCCCGGGGCCACGGGGAGCAGGGACUGGCCGAGGCCCAGGCCGCGGGAGUGCUGGGGCCGGCCCAGCCCAUGACACGCCCCGCUCCAGAGGCCGUGUGGACCAUCUUCCCCAGCUCCGGGAGCUCACGAAGACCAUCUCCCCAGCUCCGGGAUCUCACGAGAACCAUCUUCCCAGCUCCGGGAUCUCACGAGAAGCAUCUCCCCAGCUCCGGGAUCUCACGAGAACCAUCUUCCCAGCUCCGGGAUCUCACGAGAACCAGCUCCGGAUCUCACGAGAACCAUCUCCCGAGCUCCGGGAUCUCACGAGAACCAUCUCCCGAGCUCCGGGAUCUCACAAGAACCAUCUCCCGAGCUCCGGGAUCUCACGAGAACCAUGUCCCCAGCUCCGGGAUCUCACGAGAACCAUGUCCCCAGCUCCGGGAUCUCACGAGAACCAUCUCCCCAGCUCUGGGAUCUCACGAGAUCCAUCUCCCCAGCUCCGGGAUCUCACGAGAAGCAUCUCCCCAGCUCCGGGAUCUCACGAGAACCAUCUUCCCAGCUCCGGGAUCUCACGAGAACCAUCUCCCGAGCUCACGAGAACCAUCUCCCGAGCUCCGGGAUCUCACGAGAACCAUCUCCCGAGCUCCGGGAUCUCACGAGAACCAUCUCCCGAGCUCCGGGAUCUCACGAGAACCAUCUCCCGAGCUCCGGGAUCUCACGAGAACCAUCUCCCGAGCUCCGGGAUCUCACGAGAACCAUCUCCCGAGCUCCGGGAUCUCACGAGAACCAUCUCCCGAGCUCCGGGAUCUCACGAGAACCAUGUCCCCAGCUCCGGGAUCUCACGAGAACCAUGUCCCCAGCUCCGGGAUCUCACGAGAACCAUCUCCCCAGCUCCGGGAUCUCACGAGA